This is a messenger RNA of Balaenoptera acutorostrata (minke whale), 1439 nucleotides long. It is a transcript of the gene LYSMD2, whose product is annotated as LysM domain containing 2. The record is from RefSeq and is a predicted model, not a curated record. The coding region runs from base 253 to 897 and encodes 214 amino acids. Lineage: Eukaryota; Metazoa; Chordata; Mammalia; Artiodactyla; Balaenopteridae. The transcript is spliced from 4 exons.
UGUGUGUUUAAUGGUCUUAAUGUUUUCUGUGAGGUCCUGGGGUAAUCGGGUGGGAGCGGUGCGCCGGGGAAGGCGGGACGCAUAGGAGCAGGUGCCCGCCAUGGCCGGCCCGCAGCUUUCCGCCGCGGCCUCCAGCCCGCCGCCCCCGCGGAACGGCCUUCCGCAGCCCCUGUGAGGAGGAAGAGGAGGCGGUGGCGGACGAGGCGCCGCCCUCUUGGCGAGCUUCCCGACCCAGCGGCCUCCGCAGGACCCAUGGCUGAUUCCUCGCCCGCGCGGUCCCUGCGGGCAGGGGGACCCCGCGCGCCCCGGCCCUCGGCCCCCUCGCCGCCGCCGCCGUCGCGCUCGCUCUCCGAGGCCGAGGAGGCCGAGCUGUCGCUGAGCCUGGCGCGGACCAAGACCCGCUCGUACGGCAGCACGGCCAGCGUGCGGGCGCCGCUGGGCGCCGGCGUCAUCGAGCGCCAUGUGGAGCAUCGGGUCCGCCCCGGCGACACGCUGCAGGGCAUCGCGCUGAAGUACGGAGUCUCGAUGGAGCAGAUUAAAAGGGCAAAUAAACUGUUUACCAAUGAUUGUAUAUUUCUGAAGAAAACUUUGAACAUCCCAGUUAUAUCAGAGAAGCCUUUGCUGUUUAAUGGACUUAACUCGAUAGAUUCUCCAGAAAAUGAAACUGUUGAUAGUUUUUCUCAUGAAGAAGACCUGGUAGCGGCUGGGGAAGACCUUUCCCCUCCCAGUCCUCAAGAAUCUGAUGCUCAGCCCAUGCAGCCCAAGGAAGUGUCAGCCAGAGAUUUCCUGCAGAGGCUGGACUUGCAGAUUAAGUUAUCAACACAGGCAGCCAAGAAACUAAAGGAAGAGAGCAGAGAUGAAGAAAGUCCCUUUGCAGCUUCCCUCUAUCACAGUUAGAUGAUCAGGGGGCAUAAUCUAACCUGGGUUAAGAGAUGGUUAGAUCAUAAAGAAACCAACAACUGAUGAUGAUUCCAAAGCAUCCCUUUUGGAUUCUCAUGGCAUACAUCUUUAAAUCACGAUUAAGUAGUUCCACCUACGGCAAUUGCACUGACGUUACUAGCUCCCUCUGGCUUUCUAUGAUUUUCAGUCUUUAUUAUGGCAUGAUAGCAAAAUUGUAUCUUAAAGCUCAUCACUUUUGCAAGCGGUGGUAGUUUUUAGACUAGCUUUUGUAAAUACUAGUUGACAUAAAGCCACAAAGACUGUUUACAUAUUCAAGGUAAAAAUGUUUAUUUCCUGAGAAAUCCUAAUUAUGUGAAAAACAUGGUUGCUGUUUAAGUGAUGCUGAUUUUGCUAUGUGUUUAUAACUUAAGUGCUCUAUAUAUAUAUAUUUCGAUAUGUAUUACAUAUUCUGUAUUACUAUAAAGAAACAAAUUUUGUCUGCUAUUUUGUAAAAAUAAACUCCAAAAGUCUGAAUGAGAAAAUAAACUAUGUUUUCAUAU